CUCUUUAAGGUUCUAAUUAAAAGUACAACCAAUUAUGCCGAAUCGUAGCGACUACACAAUAGGCUGGAUCUGCGCUCUUAGCACAGAGCAAAUCGCCGCAGAGGAAUUUCUCGACGAGGAGCAUCAGGCUCCGGAUGACAUACCUCCAACUGAUUCCAACCACUAUACCUUGGGCUCUAUCGGAAAACAUAAUAUCGUCAUUACUGUUCUGCCUCGUGAUGAGUACGGAAUAGCUUCCGCAGCCAACGUAGCUACCAACCUUUUGAGAAGUUUUCCCAAUGUUAGGAUUGGUCUGCUUGUCGGCAUCGGUGGUGGCGCACCAAGUGAGAAGCAUGAUAUUCGCUUGGGGGAUGUUGUGGUCAGCGCAGCUUCAGCCAACGAUGGAGGUGUUUUCCAGUAUGACUUUGGGAAGACAAUUCAAGGGGAGAGUUUCCAAAACACUGGGUUUCUAAACAUGCCCCCGACGGUACUUCGAACAGCCGUAUCAAGUUUAAGAACACAACACAAACGUAAAGGCCACCAACUGGAGGAAGAGAUUGACAAUGUCCUGAAGAGUAAUAAAAGGCUACGGAGAGAGUUUGGGAGACCACAAGCAGACAGCGACAGGCUCUUUAGGCCCGGUGUGGUCCAUAAUCCAGGUGACUGUGCCACAACAUGUGCGCAAGACGAAUCAAGUUUAAUAAUGCGUCGCAAGAGGAUUGAAGACGAAGAGGAUGACCCUGCUAUUCAUUAUGGUCUGAUCGCUUCUGCCAAUCAGUUGAUGAAAGACGCCUCCAUUCGAGAUAAGCUAUCCGCUGAAAAAGAGGUUUUGUGCUUUGAGAUGGAAGCAGCAGGCUUAGUGAACCACUUCCCCUGCCUGGUCAUCCGUGGGAUAUGUGAUUACUCCGACUCACACAAAAAUAAAGAGUGGCAAGGCUAUGCAGCUAUGACGGCGGCAGCAUACGCGAAAGACUUGAUCCGUCAGCUUCACCCAAGCAAGGUUGAAGCUGAACAAAGACUCAGCGAAGUCCUUGAUGAAGUUCUUGACGCAACAAUCGGCAUCAAGACGAAUGUUCAAGAUAUACGAUCGCAGCUACAGUCGGAAGAAGACUAUAAAAUUCUAGAGUGGUUAAGCGAUUCUGAUUACAGUCGUCAGCACAAUGACAACAUCUACAGACGCCAAAAAGGCACUGGCCAAUGGCUCUUGAACUCAAAAGAAUACCAAGACUGGUUAUCAACAAGUAAGCAAAAGCUAUUUUGUCCGGGUAUACCUGGGGCUGGGAAGACUAUUCUCACUGCAAUUGUGAUUGAUAAUUUGCAUACCCGGUCCCUGGAUGAUUCGACCGUUGGUAUUGCAUAUCAUUAUUGCAACUUCAAGCGCCAAGAAGAGCAAACAGCUGUUAGCUUAAUGGCGAGUCUCCUGAAACAGCUUUGUUCCUACCAGAGAUCCUUGCCAGACGUUGUAAAGGCUGUCCAUAAAAAGCACAGAGUCAAUAAAACCCGACCAUCUCUCGAGGACAUCUCAAUCGCUCUUCAGUCUGUCGCUAGUAUAUAUUCCAAAGUCUUUAUCGCAAUCGACGCACUUGAUGAAUGUCAGCCUACAGAGCGAUCUGUAUUCCUUUCUAAGCUCUUUGAUCUUCAAGCUAAGGCUGAGAUUAAUAUUUUCGCAACUUCACGUCCAAUUUUGGAGGUUGAGAAGUUUUUCAAUGGAUGCCAAUCCAUAGACAUCGUUGCUACCCAGGAUGAUGUAUACAAAUACAUCGAUGGAAAUAUAUCUCAACUUCCCAGUUUCCAACAUAAUCCCGACCUCAAGGACCUGAUUGGGAUGGAAAUUUCAACAAGUGUUCGCGGAAUGUUUCUCUUAGCACAACUCUACCUCAAGUCACUCGAUGAUAAAUUAACGGCAAAAGAAGUGAGAAAAGCACUCGAACGAAUCAAGCUGCGGGGGCAGAAAGAAGAAAACUUCAAAAUCCUGCGCGACGCGUAUGAUGAUACAGUAGAGCGAAUCAAGUCCCAGAAAAAUGGCUUCCGCAAACUAGCAGAAAAGACCUUAUCCUGGAUAAGCCAUGCAAAGAGGCAGCUUACGGUGAUAGAGCUUCAACAUGCUCUUGCAGUAGAUCUUGAGAUAGACAACGGAGAGAUUCCACGAGACUUCGACAAUGAAAGUAAACCAGGAAUUGACCUCAUAGUCUCAGUCUGCUGUGGAUUGGUCACAACAGACCAAGACAUAUCCGACGAAGACGGUCGAGCCAUCCGAUUGGUUCACUAUACAACGCAAGAAUACCUGAAUCAAGCACGGAAAGAGUGGUUUCCGGAAGCAGAAAAAGGAAUCGCCGAUGUUUGCGCUGUAUAUCUCUCAUUCGAUGUCUUUGAGAGCGGCGUACUUCUGUUUGAAACCAAUGCUUCGUAUCGGGAAAAGUAUGAAGGGGUUGACAAGAGGCUACAGUCGAAUCCUUUCUAUGCCUAUGCAGCUAUGAACUGGGGGCACCACGCACGCGAAUCAAAUACCUCCAGCCGGAUUAUACGAAAGUUUCUUGCAGAUGACAACAAAAUUCAAGCUGCAGCCGAAGUCAUGCUUCAUAUGAACCCUGAAGCAUUAUGGUGCCAAGAAUCAGAGGAACAUAAUAAUAUAACGGGGCUGUUUCUGGUUUCUGUUUUUGGAGCUACCAGGUUGGCACAAGAGCUGCUAGAUACACCAACCACGAGAUUAGAAGAUAGCCUUGGUACGGCCCUUGUAUGCGCGGCAUUUGGAGGAUACACAAGCUUAGUUAAAUUGCUUCUUGGCAAAGUGGAAGGUGGUCAUACGGACUUGGUUCGAGCACUUAUAACGUAUGGUGCCGAUCCCAACAAAAAAUAUAAACACGAUGGAAGUUGGAUGGCUCUUUUGGAAGCUGUUUCGAACGAGCAUCUAACUAUUGCUGAGCUACUUCUUGAAAAUGGCGCUGAUUAUACUUCACGCCUGGAUACACCUGGCGAGACCUACACAGCCAUUGACGUGGCAAUACUGCAAGGCAAUAAGUGCAUGGUUCAACUGUUUCUUGAUAAAGUUACUCAACCAAUUGAAAAGGCAACGCAAGUCAAAAGAAUGGUGCUUUCUUCAGCGGUUGUGUAUCAGAAUACAGAAGUUGCCCAGUUGGUUUUUGAGAAGGAUUCCGGUCUAGAUUUAAAGGGGGAUUAUGGUACGGAGCUGCUUUUUCUAGCAGUAGAUGAGGGUCGGAGAAAUCGACAUAUAAUCGAACUGCUCCUCGAGAAAGGUGCGAGCCCCAACGUAAACGGCUCUGAUGAAACGGAGAGGCCACUGUCAGAAGAAGAACGUGCAGAGAGAGAAUGGCUUGCUCAAGAGUUGGACGAAUACUUGAAUGCUGCAUAGCAAAGCUUACAAUAUACAUAUCUGUUAGUCCAAAUGUACGAAUGCAAGCUUAGAGGGAGUUAAAAUAGCUGCUCAAGUAUAGAGAGCACUUUUGUUGGAGAUAGCCGUGGAUCUUUUC
This is a messenger RNA of Trichoderma harzianum CBS 226.95, 3467 nucleotides long. RefSeq lists its product as hypothetical. Gene Ontology annotation, molecular function: catalytic activity; protein binding. The record is from RefSeq and is a predicted model, not a curated record. NCBI's taxonomy places the organism in Eukaryota, Fungi, Ascomycota, Sordariomycetes, Hypocreales, Hypocreaceae. Bases 35 to 3349 code for a protein of 1104 amino acids. Gene Ontology annotation, biological process: nucleoside metabolic process. The transcript has 4 exons.